AUGGACGUAUCUGUGCCGCUGCUUUGGAUUUUAUAUAUCUGUCUAGGUUUUGUACAUGGGGACUCCGAUUCAAAUUACAAAGAAAAUACCAUACCAGUUGACAUAACUUACAAUCAUCGGACGACAGACAGAGAUUUCGUGAACGUGAAAGUGACGCCACAAACUGGAAGUGACGUCAUAUCUCUGCGUCUGUCCCGCGUCAAGCGAAAUAUACUGUCCCCAUCAUUACUGGUAGUAACACAAGACGGGCUCGUGGAAGAUAUAUUAAACAGCGACUCAAUGCAGCUUACAAAAGACAAAACGUUCUACAAAGACAAAGAAAACACAUCAGCUUUUAGUAUUGAUUGGAAUGAUGGACAGAUAAACAAAGUGCAAGGGCACUUUGUUAAAGAUGGUUUCCUUCAUUCUGUUAUAUCAAAUAAUGAGAGUGUCGAAGGUCAGGAGUCAACAAGGUCAAAGGGGUCACCAAGGUCAUCAGAUGGGGUCGGAGGUCAUGUUGCUCUUCCUCAUUCAAUGUCAAAGUUUACAAUGCCAAUCAACCUUACCGGUGACACGAUAUACUUCAAUGAGUCGACCAUUUAUACCAAACAGAGCAGAAGGAGAAGGCAAACAGAGGACCCACAACAGCUGUAUGUGGAAUAUGUAGCUGUGACGGAUUUCAAGAACUACCUUAAAUGGAAGGCAGAUCUCAAUGCACUGAACAUGACGGCCGCAGAAAAAGAUUUGACAACAAAAUACAACAUGCUGGAGUUCUAUCAACACGUUGUUCAUGGUAUAGAUGUUAUCUUCAAGACACUUUCUAGUCAGGACCUGCAAGUGGAGAUUGUACUUACCGGCCUCGUUAUUUGCAAUGAAUCGGAUAUCUGCCCUUGGUCCGAGAAAAACACAAUCUGUCCCGACUGUGAUACUGUAGACGACAAAGAAUGUCUGUAUGAUUUUUCAAAAUGGAGACGAAAUGUACUCACGAAUCUGUUGGAUCACGACCAUGCAGCACUUUUCACGGGGUACGAUUUGUACUAUACUUUGAUACAGUCGAAGAAGACGGUUGGACUGGCAUAUAUGAGCAACAUGUGUCAAAAUGGAUCGGUGUCUUUGGUUGAGGAAAGAAGAAAUGCUUUAUCCAUACAUAUUGCUGCACACGAGCUGGGUCACAGACAGUCUCCAUCUGCAAGUCAAACUACUCCUAAACGUCACCCCUCUACGACCACACACCAAACUAUGCCCACACGCCACCACAAUAUGUCCACACAUCCCAAAACCACUAAUUAUACGUCAUCAAAACCAACAUCAACGAAUGCAGGAUUUGCACCAACUGAUACUGGAGCAGCAUCAACUUCAACUUUGAAACCUAUAAUCUCAAAAUCUACAACUUCAGAUCCAUCUCAGAAUUCGACCUCGCUCAGUAAGUUCAACAUAUCGACAGAUACACCAAUGGAUUCCUCAACCAGUUCAACAGUUUCAAAUUCAACUGUUACAGUGAAUAGCAAUACUUCAACCAUCAAUUCAACUGGUGCAUUAGAAAUUUCAACAAAUAUGAAUUCACAUAUUCAGCAAACAACUCCUUCGUAUAAUGCAACUGAUAAUAUAUCAUAUUCAACAAAAUCAAGAUCUGUUACUUCAAUGCAGAAUUCAACUGUGCUCCCGGAUGGUGAUGAUAACGUUAUAGAUAAAUUGAAACCAACACCAAAAAUACCCAGUAAUAUUGGAACAAAAUUCACUACCAGAAUGUCUUUUGAUUCAACAACUGACAGGGCAGAUGCCAACUUGUUGAAUAAGGCAUCAAAUAUACAGGAUUCAAACUUUUUUCUCAUUGUUACUAGUUUCACACUUUUUCAUAAAUUUGUAUUGUUUUACACCUCAUAG
Ylistrum balloti is the source of this 1863-nucleotide messenger RNA. RefSeq lists its product as uncharacterized. Gene Ontology annotation, biological process: proteolysis. NCBI's taxonomy places the organism in Eukaryota, Metazoa, Mollusca, Bivalvia, Pectinida, Pectinidae. The record is from RefSeq and is a predicted model, not a curated record. Gene Ontology annotation, molecular function: metalloendopeptidase activity. The transcript has 11 exons. Bases 1 to 1863 code for a protein of 620 amino acids.